UCAGAGAUUGGGGCUAAACUCCACCUAAGCACAAGCCUGCUGGGGUGGGUGGUUGUAGGUAGUUGCCGAGAUUGUGCCUGUGCUCCUAACUGAGAGCAUGGGUGUAACUGGAGACGCGCGCAGCAACCUCUGAAGCAGACAGAGGCAAGGACGGGACGCCCUCAUCCCCAUUUUCGGCCGAAACUGCGGCACCUGGGUGUCAGGAUCGGGAGGAGCCAAAGGAAGCGAAAUGAGUAGCUGGAGCGACCUGGACCCUAUAAAAGGAGCUCAUCUGUUCCACGGCUCUCACGCCUCUGCCAGGCUGGCGCACACCGCUUCCCUCCAGCUUCCCCAGAAAUCGGCCCCUUCCCCGUGUGCCUCGCUGUGUCCCCCAGAGCAGUGCGCCCAGCAGCGUGACUCAAGUGUUGCCCGCGGGACGGAGGUGGCCGCCUUGGCCACGCGGUGCGAGCAGCUGCAGCCCAAGUCCUCGAGUCCCCCCUCGUGCGGCCCCGUUUCCGCGGGGCAGUUCGCGGGAGUGGCCAGCGGGUGAAAAGGAGGGAGGGCAGAACCCCGUUCCCUGCGCAGCGCUGCUCCUAGACUUCACCCCGCCCUACUCUGGCGGCUGCGGCCGCUGCAGGAAACUGCCACAGUCUGGGGAGGGGGGCGGGAAUGCAUGACCAGGACUCUUCAGUGGCCUGCACGUUUUGGUCUGAAGAGCUAGAAAACUCCUGUGGGCCGUCUCUGCAGCUCAAGGAGCGCCCCGGCUAGGAAAUGCUCAUCCCUGAGCAUUUGGGGUAAGAGACCCCACCUGGCUAAUGCUCCCUCCUCAAACAAUACAUGGCCCUCCUCCACUAGACGCCUGGGUGGAAGCCGAUGCGGCGUGGGGCUCGGUGGGCCAGUCCUUAGCAACACCGGGUGUGGAGAGAAGCAGCCAGAGACGCGGAGGAAGCGCCAGGCGCACUGGAAGUGCAGGGGACACGCUCGCCUGCUGUGGCUGCCGCGCCCUUGACCUCUAGUUUCAGCUGGGAACCUGGGUGGAGGAGUAAUUCAGAAACCUAAGGAACUAACUACCAACCGGGGAACGAGACUGUGGUCUCUUCCGCAGUUUUCCCCCCCGUCCUUCGAGCGUUCCGUGCCCUAGAGCUGCGCUCGGAGGAGCCGGGGCGAGGAGAGACAUGGAGGAGACAGGCGCUCAGUGCGCCCCGCCGCAGCCUGCGGGCUCCCAGACUGGGGUUUCUCAAGCCAACCUCUCCGCUGAUCCUUCCCACGACUGCAGUGCCGAGGGCUACAUUUACCAGGACUCAAUCGCCCUGCCCUGGAAAGUACUACUGGUCAUAUUUCUGGCGCUCAUCACUUUGGCCACCACGCUCUCCAAUGCGUUUGUGAUCGCUACUGUGUACCGGACGCGGAAGCUACACACCCCAGCCAACUACCUGAUCGCCUCCCUGGCGUUCACCGACCUGCUAGUAUCCAUCCUGGUGAUGCCCGUCAGCACCAUGUAUACAGUCUCCGGCCGCUGGACCCUGGGACAGGUGGUCUGCGACUUCUGGCUCUCUUCGGACAUCACCUGUUGCACUGCUUCCAUCCUGCACCUCUGUGUCAUCGCCCUGGACCGCUACUGGGCUAUCACGGACGCCGUGGAGUACUCGGCGAAAAGGACUCCUAAGAGGGCGGCAGUCAUGAUCGUGCUGGUGUGGAUUUUCUCCAUCUCCAUCUCGCUGCCACCCUUCUUCUGGCGUCAGGCCAAAGCCGAGGAGGAGGUGUCGGACUGCGUGGUGAACACCGACCACAUCCUCUACACAGUCUACUCCACGGUGGGCGCUUUCUACUUCCCCACCCUGCUCCUCAUCGCCCUCUACGGCCGCAUCUACGUGGAAGCCCGCUCCCGGAUUUUGAAACAGACUCCCAACAAGACCGGCAAGCGUUUGACCCGAGCCCAGCUGAUAACCGACUCCCCUGGGUCCACGUCUUCUGUCACCUCUAUUAACUCGCGGGCGCCCGACAUGCCCAGCGAAUCGGGGUCUCCGGUGUUUGUGAACCAAGUCAAAGUGCGAAUCUCUGACGCCCUGCUGGAGAAGAAGAAACUCAUGGCCGCUAGGGAGCGCAAAGCCACCAAGACCCUGGGGAUCAUUUUGGGAGCGUUUAUUGUGUGUUGGCUGCCCUUCUUCAUCAUCUCCCUUAUGAUGCCCAUCUGCAGAGCAUGCUGGUUCCACCUGGCCAUUUUUGACUUCUUCACGUGGCUGGGCUAUCUCAACUCCCUCAUUAACCCCAUUAUCUAUACCAUGUCCAAUGAGGAUUUCAAACAAGCGUUCCAUAAACUGAUACGCUUUAAAUGCACAAGCUGACUUGUCGAUUGCAUUGGGGUCGCCUAAAAGUGGCCUUUGGGGACCAUGUUGUGCUUGGUUCCACAGGUAGGUCGACUUUUCUUUCACUGUUACUGGGUCCGAACCAGGCACUCUCUUCUGGGCAAGGGCAAUGCAUCCUGAGAAGCCAGGACGGCCCUGAGAGAAAGAGAGAGAGAGAGAGAGCUCUGAAAGAACUGAUCAAAGGAAAGAUAGAGCUUCCCUGCUGAGGAGGAAGCUCCCUUUCAUCCCUCAAACCCCAGGUUCAGCACUGACCCUGCGACAGCCAAUCACCAAUCACAAGGGGGUUUUGCAACUUUUUAAAAAUUGAUGAUGGAAAGGUGAUCAUUGCCCUGCUUUGGUGUCAUGGAGGAUGACCUCUAGAACCAGUGAUACAUGUAGGUGUUGGUUUGAACCCUGUCUGAGACAGAUGCUUAAAGCCUGGCAGUACUUGAACUACACUUAAUACCCUGUGUUUUGGGGAGAACUUUGUGUUGCAGCUUCAUUUAAGAACAAUUACUUUGGCAUCCUUCAGUCUUCAUUUUUUUUUUUAACCUUGGUUGGAGAAACUUGUGGAGUUGGUGCUUCAAUCCCUAGGUGUGGCUUGGAGGGCACAGAGAAACCUUGAAGAGUUAAUGGCAAAAUUCCGAUGUUAAGAUCUCUAUUUUUAUUACAGUUGAAAC
This is a messenger RNA of Artibeus jamaicensis (Jamaican fruit-eating bat), 3004 nucleotides long. It is a transcript of the gene HTR1B, whose product is annotated as 5-hydroxytryptamine receptor 1B. Lineage: Eukaryota; Metazoa; Chordata; Mammalia; Chiroptera; Phyllostomidae. Bases 1155 to 2324 code for a protein of 389 amino acids. The transcript is spliced from 2 exons. Gene Ontology annotation, biological process: vasoconstriction; adenylate cyclase-activating adrenergic receptor signaling pathway; chemical synaptic transmission. The record is from RefSeq and is a predicted model, not a curated record. Gene Ontology annotation, cellular component: plasma membrane. Gene Ontology annotation, molecular function: G protein-coupled serotonin receptor activity.